AUGGAUGUAGCUCUCGGCCUUUCUAAAGCUCUGGGAACUCAGUUUGGUGAAAUUUGGAAAUUAGUUGGGACUUUACUUCUGAAGUACGCUUCAUCCUCGGAGGCGGUAGAGCGUUCGACAAGUGUGGGUGUUAUUGCCGAUUGUAUCAAAUAUAUGGAGGAGGGAUGCACACCUUACACAUCACAAUUAAUGAAAUCUCUCCUCCACCGAUUGUCAGACGAGGAUCAAGAGACGAAGUCGAAUGCUGCGUAUGCUGUAGGCAUGCUUUGCAUCAAGUCUCAAGCAGUGCAAGAGGUCACCGGUAAUUAUGGAGCCAUUCUCCAUAAGCUAGAGCCCUUUUUGCAAGUGCAGAACCACCGGAUGCUGGAUAAUGCCUGUGGCUGUAUUUCUAGAAUGAUAAUGGCACAUCCCGAUAGUGUUCCACUUGGCGACGUCCUCCCUGCCCUUGCAGGUCUUCUGCCGCUUAAGGAAGAUUAUGAAGAGAACGAGCCAAUUUAUAAAAUGCUUGUUCAACUUUACAAAAACUCCAAUCAAAUCGCUUUUGGGAUGACGCAACAGUUUGUCCCAAUAAUCGCCGCCGUGCUUUCUCCGCCGGAAGAGCAAUUGACACCUGAAACCCGCAAAGAGCUUAUUGAGCUUGUGCAGUUCUUAUUCGAGACUGAGCCAGGUGUUUUGCGGGGCUACGAUAACCUGAUCUCGCUAGCUGUUCCUUUUCCUUUUCUCGUUCUUAUUUCUCUCUGGAUAUCGUUAUCCGUAUUUCAUUUGGGAGAUAGAUCAGACAUUAGCGGGGAGGUUAUUUGA
Molecule: messenger RNA, 801 nt
Organism: Tuber melanosporum (Perigord truffle)
Lineage: Eukaryota; Fungi; Ascomycota; Pezizomycetes; Pezizales; Tuberaceae
Exons: 4
Coding region: 1-801 (266 amino acids)
Biological process (GO): protein import into nucleus
Cellular component (GO): cytoplasm; nucleus
Molecular function (GO): nuclear import signal receptor activity
Source: RefSeq, a predicted model, not a curated record